Gongylonema pulchrum is the source of this 345-nucleotide messenger RNA. The record is from the annotation of a GenBank genome assembly. NCBI's taxonomy places the organism in Eukaryota, Metazoa, Nematoda, Chromadorea, Rhabditida, Gongylonematidae.
AUGACGGAUCGUUUCGUUAGUGAGAAGGAGCUUGAGGAGGCGAAGAAGAGGCGUCAGGAAGAGUGGGAGAAGGUCAGAAAACCGACUGAUCCGAAAGAAGCGCCGGAAGAAAAAAUUGAUAACAGGUCGCUGUACGAACGUCUGAAAGAAGUUGGCGAUCGCAAACAAGCCGAAUAUGAGGAAGAACAUAAAAUUAGUAAUUGCGACCGAACUUCGACAUGUAUAUUCGCAAAUCCGAGAUCUGAUUCGACUUUACACAUGACGGAUGAAAUGACUGUGGAUCGCCUUACUGAUCUAGCCUACAUGCUUCUCUUCGAAAAUACGCAUUUUAUUGCAUGUGCUUGA